Messenger RNA from Scophthalmus maximus (turbot), 818 nucleotides. Its product is annotated as sarcolipin. Gene Ontology annotation, molecular function: enzyme regulator activity. NCBI's taxonomy places the organism in Eukaryota, Metazoa, Chordata, Actinopteri, Pleuronectiformes, Scophthalmidae. The record is from RefSeq and is a predicted model, not a curated record. The transcript has 2 exons. The coding region runs from base 412 to 507 and encodes 31 amino acids. Gene Ontology annotation, cellular component: membrane.
AACCAUGGGCGGUCCGCUGAGGAUGGCUACUUUAGAGCGGGCCCUGCCCCUGGUGACCGCAGAAAGCUGGACAACGGCAAGAUCAGCUGCCACUAGAUGCUUGAGAGAAGAAGUGGCACAACACAGAAGUUUCCAGUAACACGACAAGCCGCUGAUUCGGAGCCGCUGAAUCGGAGAGCAAGAUCAAGAAAGGGGCAGACAGAAAAACAGCUGCUUUUUUCCUGUUCCUGUUCACAGUGAGAGCCAGAAGAGGAAAGGUUGAGGAUCGGUAUCCAUAAAGGAGCCACGCCCCUCUGCAACCUCAAGUUUCCUUAUCUUCACCUUCCUCCUCCUCCUCUUCCUCAUCUCUUUGGCAGAAGAUACCUCUGCUCCUCACCAGUCUCGCUUAUCCCCUCAACCCGUCAAGGAACCAUGGACCGCUCGACGCAGGAGCUGUUCCUCAACUUUAUGAUCGUCUUAAUCACUGUGCUGCUGAUGUGGCUGCUGGUGAAAGUCUACCUGGACUGAACCAUGGUGCGAGAGUUCAGGAGAUGAGUGAGAGGGAGAGGGGAUGUAGACGUAGGUGUGGAGGGAAGCCAGCAUGGUUACUGUAGGACUUUGAGUUUACAUCCUUUCAUUCGUUUGGACGAGCUCUAGCAUUCAUGUGAGGUCAAAAAACAUGUGAUUGCCAAAGCCAGGGCAGAUUGUCAAAGACAAAGUAGAGUUGGAUCCGUACUUGUAUUCUGAGACGAUUGAAUGUGGCCUUGAAAUUCUGGCAAGAACCAGAGGGUUAAACCAUAGAGCAAAUGGGACGGUGAAUAAAAAUAACUGACCUGGGA